CGGGACACAAAAAUGUCACCUACCCUGGGGCAGACGUGGGGGCGCUAGAGCUCACUGGCGAAGGGGGAGCGUCCCUGCAGACAGCAGCUUCAGCAGCCAGCCGCCCAUAAAGGGGCAGAGCUCCCUGGCUCCCCGCGCUGCAUAGGUGCGGGCGGCGGCAGCAGCAGCAGCGUGCGGUGGUGCUCGGUGCUCUCAUGGUAUGUUUUGACCUGAAAUCCUGGCAUGUCAGUAGCCACGAGGACUGUUGGACAGCCACCUCUACAGGAUAAACCCGCCUGGGACAACUUGUGGAUUCUAUUAUGUGCUGCUUGGAAGAGAGAAGGGAGAAUAGGUGAACGUGUCCUGUGUUUUCAUGGGCCUCUCCUGUAUGAAGCAAAGUGUGUGAAAGUCUCCAUUAAAGACAAGCAGGUGAAGUACUUCAUUCACUACAGCGGGUGGAAUAAGAACUGGGAUGAGUGGGUACCAGAGAGUAGAGUACUCAAAUACGUGGACACUAACCUGCAGAAACAAAAAGAACUUCAGAAAGCCAAUCAGGAUCAGUAUGCAGAGGGAAAGAUGAGAGCGGCCGCUCCAGGAAAGAAGACGGCUGCACUUCAACAGAAGAAUGUAGAAGUGAAAACAAAAAAAAAUAAGCAGAAAGCUCCGGGGAGUGGGGAAGGCAGCAGUACCAGCGAUGCACCUCAGCCACCGCGCAAGAAACGGGCACGUGUGGAUCCCACCGUAGAGAGUGAGGAAACUUUUAUGAACAGAGUUGAAGUUAAAGUAAAGAUUCCUGAGGAAUUGAAACCCUGGCUUGUGGAUGACUGGGAUCUCAUCACACGACAGAAACAGCUUUUUAAUCUUCCUGCCAAAAAGAAUGUGGAGACUAUCCUGGAAGAAUAUGCUACAUACAAAAAAUCCCGGGGGAACACAGACAACAAGGAAUUUGCAGUGAAUGAAGUUGUAGCUGGUAUUAAGGAGUACUUUAAUGUUAUGCUGGGCACACAGCUGCUGUACAAAUUUGAGCGCCCUCAAUAUGCAGAUAUCCUGGCAGACCACCCUGAUGCCCCCAUGUCACAGGUUUAUGGUGCACCCCACUUACUGCGUCUCUUUGUGCGCAUUGGAGCCAUGCUGUCCUAUACUCCGUUGGAUGAGAAAAGCCUGGCCCUCCUUUUGAACUACCUUCAUGACUUCCUGAAGUAUUUGGCCAAAAAUUCCACCUCACUGUUCAGUGCCAGUGACUAUGAAGUUGCACCCCCUGAAUAUCACAGAAAGGCUGUAUAGUCUCAACACUGGCAUUCUCUGUUCAGGAUGGGGCAACGAGUGUCCAAGACUACCUUACCAGAUCAUUCUAGAGUAUAACAUGGUGCAAGUGACUGGAUGAAAAUGUGUGCUUCAUCCUUUUGGGUGAUCUUGUCUAUUUUAAGGCAGACUGAAGACCAUACUGGUAGACCAGCGACUGUUGGAGACAUCUGAACUUUGACCAGUGGUGUCUUGCCUUCUAUACUCGUAGACUAUGUGCGGCUGAGAGUUAUUGCUGCACUGAAAUGAGCCUGGUUUCCACUGCUUCGUGGUGAUUGUAUGGUUUUCAACUUUGUUCAUCUUGUGCAUAUUGUACGUACUCGCCUGCCCUAUCACUGGACCCACUCUUGAAGAAUACAACCUACGCCGACGAUGACAAAGGCUUCCUGGGAGUCCUCUGCGUCAUUGUGGAUUACGAUACCCUAUAACUCUUAUUGACUUCAUACUUAUCAACUUCCACCUUGUUACAUUAUUAUCUUCCAGGUCCACAUACCAGUAAUCUCCCAGUGCGGUCAUCUGUAUGUGCCGUGCACACAAUCGCACAAAUCUCUUCAGAUGCAUUGUCUCUGACACCUGCAUUUUAGGUAGUGCAUUUUUAGGAUGGGGAGACAAAACAAUAACCGUAUCAAGUGUUUGCUACAACCAAAUUCUGUUAUAUAAACCUUCUGAACUGAGGGAUCAGAAAUUGCUGCUGAGUGACUGUCAAAAUAUUUAGAAAAAAAAAUUUAAAUGUUGCAGACAGAGUAACUUGAACAAAGACUUGUCGGCUUCUUCAAGUGGAGGUCGCUUCCAGUAUGCCCCAUUCAUCUUCCGGAGGUGUAAUAUAUUUGAGUCUUUCUGCAUCGCCUAACAAUUGCUUGUCGUGUAGCAGGUGCCCAAAUUCUGUAACAUUUGUUUCUUCAAAAGCUCUUUGUGCAGCACAAGGUUGGACUUAAAUUAUUUGCCUUUGUGCAGUUGCAUGCUGCUUCCUUAUCUAUUGAGCAGCAGACAUUUGAGCAAUGUUCAUUGUAAGCUGUUGCUAAAGGUCUAAAAAAUGACCAUAAGCACUUUGUCUGUGCUGAUUUAUAUGUUUUGAGAUGGGGAGAAUUUGUCUAGUUUUUUUUUUUUUAUUGGUUUCCUAGUGGCUUGUCAUUCCAUGGGGUUUGCUUAAUUCUCCCUAUCAUUGUCACAAAUGCCAGCUAGUAUUUUGCUGUGCUUGGUGUUUACACCAUGGUUAGCGAUGUUCAAAUGUGUUUUUAAUGCAUGGUGGUUUUAUGUAUUGCUUUAAAAAUACAGUGUACAAAAGAGGUUCUAUAAAAUAAAGGGUCUGUUAUACCAUA
Molecule: messenger RNA, 2600 nt
Organism: Pseudophryne corroboree (corroboree frog)
Lineage: Eukaryota; Metazoa; Chordata; Amphibia; Anura; Myobatrachidae
Gene: MORF4L1
Product: mortality factor 4 like 1
Exons: 13
Coding region: 223-1263 (346 amino acids)
Biological process (GO): regulation of DNA-templated transcription; chromatin organization
Cellular component (GO): NuA4 histone acetyltransferase complex; nucleus
Source: RefSeq, a predicted model, not a curated record